Messenger RNA from Solea senegalensis (Senegalese sole), 5097 nucleotides. It is a transcript of the gene abcg1, whose product is annotated as ATP-binding cassette, sub-family G (WHITE), member 1. Bases 31 to 2055 code for a protein of 674 amino acids. Gene Ontology annotation, cellular component: plasma membrane. Gene Ontology annotation, biological process: cholesterol homeostasis. Gene Ontology annotation, molecular function: ABC-type sterol transporter activity; ATP hydrolysis activity; ATP binding. Lineage: Eukaryota; Metazoa; Chordata; Actinopteri; Pleuronectiformes; Soleidae. The transcript has 15 exons. The record is from RefSeq and is a predicted model, not a curated record.
UAAGUGAGAGAGGCUCUGUGUCCCAAUGCCAUGGCCUGUCUGAUGGCCGCUUGGUCUGUCCACAACCCGAGCGUUACCAAUGCCAUCAUCAUGAACACUAAUGGGCCUCCUGACCUGAUGUUGGAUGCACAGUCAGUGUGUGUUUAUAUGGACGAGGUGGUCAACAGGAGGGUGGCUGGCAGGCAGCAGACACCGAUGGCUCAGGGACACCUGAAGAAGAUGGACAACAAUCUGAUGGAGGCCCAGAGGUUCUCCUCAUUACCACGAAGACCAGCAGUCAACAUCGAGUUCAAUGAUGUGUCAUACUCCGUUAAAGAGGGAACCUGGUGGAGGAAGAAAGGUUACAAAACUCUGCUCAAAGGGAUUUCUGGGAAAUUCACCUGUGGGGACCUGGUGGCCAUCAUGGGGCCUUCAGGAGCUGGGAAGUCCACACUCAUGAAUAUCCUGGCUGGGUACAGGCAGACAGGAAUGAAGGGGGAGGUUCUGAUCAAUGGACAACCCAGAGACCUGCGCUCCUUCCGUAAGGUUUCCUGUUACAUCAUGCAGCAUGACAUACUGCUACCUCACCUCACUGUCCAUGAGUCCAUGAUGGUGUCUGCUAACUUGAAGCUGCAGAAGAAGGUGGAGACUGGCAGAGUGAUGGUCCGGGAGAUCCUGAUGGCUUUGGGUUUGCUAGACUGUGCUGAAACAAGGACGUCUCACCUGUCAGGGGGUCAGAGGAAAAGACUGGCCAUCGCUCUGGAGCUUGUCAAUAAUCCACCAGUCAUGUUCUUUGAUGAGCCAACAAGUGGCUUGGACAGCUCGUCCUGUUUCCAGGUGGUGUCUCAGCUCAAAGCUCUCGCUCAGGGAGGAAGAACCAUCAUUUGCACAAUCCACCAGCCAAGCGCCAAACUGUUUGAGCUCUUUGACAAGCUCUAUGUACUCAGUCAGGGUCAGUGUAUCUACAGAGGGAAAGUCUCCGGCCUUGUGUCCUACCUCAAAGAACUUGGACUUAACUGUCCCACGUACCACAACCCCGCUGACUUCGUGAUGGAGGUGGCGUCCGGAGAGUAUGGAGACCAGAUGGUGCGAAUGGUGAAGGCCGUUCAUGACCGAAAGUGUGACAUGGAUCAUCAGACUGACCUAAACGGAGACGCAAACCUGCACCCGUUUCUUUGGCAGAGCACUAAGGAGGAGUCAAUGCCCUCUGAUGGUUGCCACAGCUUCUCUGUGACCUGUAUGACCCAGUUCUCCAUCCUGUUCAGGAGAACCUUGCUCAGCAUUCUUCGAGACUCGCAGGUGCUGACUCACCUGAGGAUCUUGUCUCACAUUGGGAUCGGCAUUCUGAUUGGUCUGUUGUACUUGGGCAUUGGGAAUGAGGCCAAGAAGGUUCUGAGCAACUCAGGCUUCCUCUUCUUCUCCAUGUUGUUCCUAAUGUUUGCCGCUCUGAUGCCCACAGUGCUCACAUUUCCCUUGGAAAUGGGAGUUUUUCUGAGGGAACAUCUGAACUACUGGUACAGUCUGAAGAUAUACUACCUUGCUAAAACCAUGGCGGACGUCCCUUUCCAGGUGGUAUUCCCGGUGGUGUAUUGCAGUAUUGUGUACUGGAUGACAGCUCAGCCUCCUGAUGCCAGCCGCUUCUUUCUCUUUUUGUCUCUGGGCAUACUUACAUCUUUGGUAGCUCAGAGUCUGGGUCUACUCAUUGGAGCCGCCUCCACCUCUUUGCAGGUAGCGACGUUUGUCGGCCCUGUCACUGCAAUACCAGUCCUGCUGUUCUCCGGAUUCUUUGUCAGUUUUGACACCAUACCCUGGUACCUGCAAUGGAUAUCAUACAUAUCCUACGUCAGGUUCGGCUUUGAGGGUGUCAUCCUGUCCAUCUACAGUCUGGAUCGAGAGGAUCUUCACUGUGAUGAACACGAGACAUGUCACUUCCAGAAAUCUGAGGCAAUCCUAAAGGAGCUGGACAUGCUGGACGCCAAACUCUACCUGGACUUCAUUGUCCUUGCCAUCUUCUUCUUCUCUCUGAGGCUCAUUGCAUACUUUGUCCUACGGUACAAGAUCAGCGCUGAGAGGUAGGCCAGGACUGGGACCACAGGACAUCUGAGUGAUUUGUAGGCCAAUGUCAGCGUGUUGAAUGGAAUCUGUCCACGUGUGAACACUGAAUCUACUUUGGCUUCAGCAAACAAAAUGAGAAUGUGAGGAGUAGAGCAGCAGAGUCUGGUUCAUUCAAUCUGACUGAUCAUCAAGAUCCCCAGGUUAAAGAUUAGGUUCUGCAUGACCAGGAGCUGGUCUCCAGAGUCCUGAAGGAUAGGAGGACCGGAAUGAUCAUAUGUCCAGAUCUUGGUCAGACCCUGUCUCACAUCAGAAACAAUGUUGAUGUUGGGGUCACUGUAUCUCACCCUGUUUGCUUUUUUUUUUUUUUUACUCUCGGAUCAAAUGACAAACCACUCUUUCUGUUGUGACCAGUGGCUUCACAAGGUCCUCCUUUUUUUACCGGGUGAUUUUGCUGAAAAGAGAACAGGACAGAGUCAGUUGGUGCAAUUUCAUGUUUAAUACGCCAGGUGAUGCACAGAUUACCUGUUACGGUGCCUAUCAAACGCCUCUUUGUGUCAGAAAAGCUGCAGGAGGUUAGGUGAGGUCAAACUGAGAGUAAACUGCAACACUGACUUGUUUUCAGAUUUAUUUUUUGUUUUAUGAAAAGAUGUUUGUUUAAAAUCACUCCUUGUCAAUAAACAUAAUUACUUCAAAUGGUGUGAUUGUGUGAGGUGCUGAUAUAGUCAGCACUGACCGAUUCGCUCAAACCAGCCUGAGACAUGGGGGCUUGCUGUUAGUGAAACCUGCAGAGACACUGAGAAAAAUAGAUUGUAUUAUUUAAGAUAAUGAUGUAUCUUAAAGGUAAGGUUGGAGAUCCUGGAAAAACUGUUUGAGCAGGCUACAUUUUGAAUUCAAAAAUCCAAGCCCCUUUCUUCAGACUUUCCUCCGAAGCUCCGCCUCCAGAGCACAAGAACGCACAACGAACAUAGAUUCUAAAGCAUUUCACAGCAUCUGUAACGUUCUGAACUUUUUUGGAUACUUGUUCAAAUGACAACCUGAUGCCAAAAAACAACAAAUACUCUCAAAAGAUCACAAAGACAAAAAGUUAAUCUGCCAGUCCAUGAGAAACAGAGCCACCAUGGCAUCACUCUGCUGCCCUUUAUGGGCUUUCAGUUGUCUCCACCGUUCAAACGCAGCACCAAUGUUCACUCUGGUCUUGGAUCGAUCUGCAUCAGCCUUUUUGGUGGGGGACAGAUGGGUUUUGAUGCAUUCAAUUAUUUCGUUAAGGCUGUUCAAUAUGAUUGGAUGGUGUUUAUUUUCAGGCAUGUCCGUUCCACAGGUGAAUGACAUUUUUCAUUUUUAUUACAAUGCAUUAAUAAUAGGUUACAAUCGGGGUGUGAAAAGGAUUUUAAGCAGUCCAGAAAAUGAUCUCCCACCCUACCUUGAAGAAUAUUUUCACUGCCCCAUCUCAUGUUUAGACAACAGAACUCACUCUCUUAUACCAAGUCCUUAUUUUGGCAGAAGAAGACAGACAGUUGGAUAAAGUGUAACUUGUACUUUUUAAAGUCGUCUGGGACACAACAAAGCGACAAGGAUCUGUUAAAAGGAAAUACAAUACAGUCCAUGAGGAUUUUAAAAAGGUUUAAAAUAUUGAAUUCUUUAUGCUGGAUAUUUUUUUAUUGUUUUUGUAGUUGUAGCAGUCCAGACUGAAGCACAAAAGUUUAAUAAAGUGUCCUCAGGAGUUGGACAAAGUUAGAUCUCUUCAUUAAGGUGGACAUCGUUAAUGAGGUCCCUCAGGUCAAAGGCCAAUUUCACAUUGGCCACAGUUUCCCCUUACUCCCUCAGAAACAAUGUACUUAGUCCCUCUGGUCCACUAAGGACAGGUAAUGAUAUCCCCUUGGACACUUUAGGAUGGACAACAGCAGCACAACAACAACAUGUUAAUGGUCAGAACUGUACCUUCCAGCUGUCUCUGGUGGUUUGAGCCUCAAACACAACACUGUACUCACAGUUACUGUGUGUGUUUUUUAUUGUUGUUGUUUUUAUGUGUUUUAUGUUGUACAUGUAAACCCUUGCUGCACCACAAAUUUCCCCUUGGGGACAAUUAAGCAACCUUUACCAUUGUCUUUCUUCAGUGAGUUUGUGAGUCUGCAGUUCAUGUGGCAUGAACUUUUGUGUCCUGAAGUCUGGCCUCUGUGCUGUUGUCAGGCUAUUUUAAGUUUGUUUUUUAUAUUUUGGUGUUUUCAUCUUUCUUGGACAUUUGAUCAAAAAACAAACAAAUUGGUUCCCCCAGGCUAAAGUGUGACUUUAAAGGGAUCGUUCAGGCACUGAAAUAUAAUCAGUGCAUAAAACUAGCCUUAGACAUCGCAGCUCCCUCUCUGUGAAAACAUGGCUGCCAGUGGAACACCAGGAGUAAUAGAUUUUAGCAGCUUAAUAAAAGCCUUAUCAAAUAAAUACUUCACCAGCUUAAGUCUACAACAUCAUUUCUAGCAAGAACUGAUGUUUGUGUGACUUUGCAAACUGCUCACUCUGCCGCACCAAAGUCCAUAGAAAUAAUAAACCAUUUUAGAUUAUGAGACACAUGAGAAGCUGAUCCACUGAUGCGUUAUUUUAUUAGAGUCACACAAGCUUAUCCAAGGAGGCAGCAGUAGACCAGUAGCUCCAGUGUUCCUCUCCGCACGUUGGUGUGGGAAAGUGAGCAGUUUACAUUUAAGGACUGUAGGUUUUUGCCACCUCUGCAUCAGUAAAACAAAUUGACCCAGCGAGGCUGCAGUAGACCAGCAGCUCCCGUGAUCGAUCAGCAAUUUUCUCUAUGGACGUUGGUGUGCUCAUAUACAUACUGUAAUGAGCUGAGUUCAUGUGUUUAUGUUAUGAGUUCAUCAGUUAUGCAAAUGUUACAGCUGUUUUGUGUUGUGCGCUAUUGUGGGGGGACUGUCUCGCGAGAGGGGGUGAGACAACGCGAGGCGGAUGUUGUUGCUCUGGUAUGUUGUUGUGGUUGCUGAAAUGUACGGUGUGGUCACGGCCAACAGUGACCGGAGUUAAUCUGUGUUUUGCUGCAAAUAAAUGCACAGAAGUUGCAAGCCA